Molecule: messenger RNA, 1901 nt
Organism: Coffea arabica (coffee)
Lineage: Eukaryota; Viridiplantae; Streptophyta; Magnoliopsida; Gentianales; Rubiaceae
Source: RefSeq, a predicted model, not a curated record
AGUGAGAAAAUCCAUCUUCUUUCCACCACUUUUUUCUCUGCAGAAAAAUUAAGACAGACUAACCCCGUCAUUCAGAAGCACGAAAUUGGAGUUUGCUCGAUCUCUCUUGUCAAAUUUCCUAUUCUCUAUCGUCAAUUACUUAAAUACAAGAGGGCUUGUGCGGCUGCUUGAGGUUUCUGCUGCAUUGUGUGUUUUCGAAUCAAGGUUUGACAGGAAGAAGACUGAAUGAUCUAAUGGAGUCUAAAGGUGGGAAGAAGAAGUCUAGUGGUAGUAAAUCAUUAUUCUACGAAGCUCCCCUUGGAUACAGCAUUGAGGACGUACGACCUGCUGGAGGAAUCAAGAAAUUCAGAUCUGCUGCUUACUCCAACUGCGCUCGGAAGCCAUCUUGAGAUUUUCCUAGUUGUUUGAUAAUCACCAGAAUUGUAGUAAUUGAAACUUUUAUAUUUUGCUUGCUUUUUGGUUAGUCUCUUCAUUCAUCCUUCCGAUCCUCUCUUUCAAUCAGCACUUGUCUUUCUUAAGCUAAGAUGGCCUUGCCAGUCUCUGCCAUUGGAUUUGAAGGUUUUGAAAAAAGGCUUGAAAUAUCAUUUUUUGAACCUGGUAUCUUUGCUGACCCUGGUGGUCGUGGGCUUCGAGCUUUAUCAAAUUACCAGUUGGAUGAAAUUCUAAAACCAGCUCAUUGCACCAUUGUGUCCUCAUUAUCGAAUGGUGAAGUCGAUUCCUAUGUACUCUCAGAAUCUAGUCUUUUCAUCUUCCCUUACAAAAUCAUACUCAAAACUUGUGGGACUACAAAGUUGCUUCUUUCAAUUCCAUUGAUCCUGAAGUUUGCUGGUGACCUCAAACUCACAGUGAAAUCAGUGAGGUAUUCCCGUGGGAGUUUUAUAUUUCCUGGUGCUCAGCCUUAUCCACACCGCAAUUUUUCUGAGGAAGUAGCUGUCCUAAACAGCUAUUUUGGCAAACUUGGAGCAGGCAGUAGAGCUUAUCUGAUGGGUGGUGCUGACAAGCAGCAGAAAUGGCAUGUCUACUCUGCUUCAGCUGAACACAUGGAAAAUGUGGACCCGGUUUAUACCUUAGAAAUGUGCAUGACUGGGUUGGACAAGAAUAGGGCUGCAGUGUUUUAUAAAACACAGUCAAGGUCUGCUGCUGUCAUGACUGAAACCUCUGGCAUAAGAAAGAUUCUUCCCCAAUCAGAGAUCUGUGAUUUUGACUUUGAUCCCUGUGGGUAUUCCAUGAAUUCAAUCGAAGGAGAUGCAAUCUCGACUAUUUAUGUUACACCCGAGGAUGGCUUCAAUUAUGCUAGUUUUGAAGCCGUUGGAUAUGACUUGAAAGUUCUAGACUUGACCAAGCUUCUUGAAAGGGUGUUGGCCUGUUUCCAACCCACGGAGUUUUGUUUUGCUCUUCACAGUGGUAGUUCUGGAGAGGAGCUUGAUUUUGAUUUCAACUUGAACUUGAAAGGAUACACGUGUGAGGAAAGGAGCUGUGAAAUGCUCGGGAAGGGAGGAUCAAUUAUCUACCAGAGUUUCACUGGCGCUGGUUGCUGUGGGUCUCCCAGGUCAAUUCUGAAAUGCUGCUGGAGCGAGAGUGAGGACGAGUACGUCGAGAAGGAAGAGUGACAAUUGAGAGAGUCUUCCAUUUUUAAUUGUGUGUUGAAGUAUUUUCAUUUCAACGGGGUCCCUUUUGUGCUUGUUGUCGGGGAUUACAAUAAGGUCUCUUCUUCUUGUUCUUGUAGUCAAGUCAAUGAAUAAAGCUGUCUUUCACUUUGGUAUUUAUUCUUGCGACUGCUUCAGUCGGGUCGCAGGUUCUUUAUGGGUUUUUAGUCCUCAUGUUGCAUGUUUGGGUCUGAAUUGAAUUGACUCUUAUAUCUAGUUCGUUGCGAAUAAAAAUUAGGCCUUGUUUGGAUUGCU